Molecule: messenger RNA, 231 nt
Organism: Staurois parvus
Lineage: Eukaryota; Metazoa; Chordata; Amphibia; Anura; Ranidae
Source: the annotation of a GenBank genome assembly
CAGUUCAUCCAGAGUGUGUGUGUGUGUGUUCUCUGUGUGUGUGUGGGUGUAGGCUGGGCUGUCUGCUGUCACAACGUUUUACCUCCCCCCAUUGCCUGGGAUCUGUCAGAGUGUGGAUCCAUCAUCCUCCACUCACUGCAACUGUCACCCUGCCACUGCCAGCCACAGAUACAGUCCAUCUGUGACACUGAUUUUGUCUUUAAUAUUGGUGCUGGUGGCAUCUAAUGGCAC